This is a messenger RNA of Drosophila takahashii, 1380 nucleotides long. RefSeq names its product phosphatidylinositol synthase (gene Pis). Gene Ontology annotation, biological process: phosphatidylinositol biosynthetic process. Gene Ontology annotation, cellular component: Golgi apparatus; membrane. Gene Ontology annotation, molecular function: CDP-diacylglycerol-inositol 3-phosphatidyltransferase activity. The record is from RefSeq and is a predicted model, not a curated record. NCBI's taxonomy places the organism in Eukaryota, Metazoa, Arthropoda, Insecta, Diptera, Drosophilidae.
CUAAAGGUCACGCUGCGGUCCCACCAGAUACAGCGAAAUUGCUUUUUUGCUGCGUUUUUUCGCAUUUAAUUGGAUAAAAACAAACCGAAUCGCCAGCAGAUCGCCAAAUAAACAGUGAAAAGCCAAAAGACACAAAAUGGCAAUUGCCGAGCACGACAACGUCUUCAUCUUUGUGCCAAAUUUGAUUGGCUACGCCCGCAUCGUUUUGGCCCUGAUCGCCUUCUGGUUCAUGUCCACCAACUAUGUGAUCUCCGGCUGGUGUUAUGUAACCUCCGCCCUGCUGGACGCCGUCGAUGGACACGCCGCCCGGGCCUUCAACCAAAGCACUCGCUUUGGGGCCAUGCUGGACCAGCUGACCGACCGCUGCGGCACCACCGGCCUGCUGGUCACCCUGGCCUACUUCUAUCCCCGGUACAUGUUCUGGUUCCAGCUGUCCAUCGCCAUCGACGUGGCCUGUCACUGGCUCUUCAUGCAGACGAGCGUUGUGGUCGGACGCAGCUCGCACAAGGUGAAUGAGAACUUUGUUAUGCGGCUGUACUACCAGAAGGACAUACUCACCUUCAUGUGCUGCGUCAACGAGCUGUUCUACGUGUGCUUGUACCUCUUGCAUUUCACCUACGGCCCGCUGAUAUUCGGCGCCUCGCUCUUCAAGAUACUCGCCUUCCUCACGGGUCCCUUCGCCGUGCUCAAGGCCCUGAUCUCGGUGAUGCACGCCUACGUGGCGGGCAUCGAUCUGGCCGCCGUGGAUGUGCGCGAGCGGCAGGAGAAGCGCCAGAAGUCGGAGCCGUUGGCCGGCAAGAAGCUGGAGUAAAUUGGCUCCGCGCUCCAGGAGCUUCCAAUUCUAUUCAACAAAAGUACUAAAGCGAAACAACUCUUGAUUCCAAGCAAAAAAGAAAACAUGAAGAGAAAACCUUGAAGGCGGAAAGCGAUCAGAUGCACUAGGCAACCAACUAGGCCGUAGUAGAAUUUAAAUUAUUUUUAUGCGCUAUUGCAAGAUUGUUGACUUUAUUUUUUAUUUUUAGUUAGACGGGUGGCCAAAUUACCCGACAAUUUGUAUUUAAAUGAUUUUUGAAUUGAAAUUGAAAUUGAAAUUCAAGCGAUUCGUUCCAGUCAGUAGCUGUUGCAUAUUUAUUUUGCCUUUAGUUAAACGUAAUUUACAAUUUCUGUGACGCUUACACCCAAUAUACAUAUAUAUAUUUUACAGACAUACGCAUAUAUAUGCAGGCCGAUAUAUAAAUGAGUGUCUAUUUCCAGGAUUUACCGACCUAGCGACCUUCUCCCAGCAACUCUCUCAAUGUAACUAAUGUAUUUCUAAUCGUAAGUUAAAAGAAUGUAAUUGGAGACCUGCAAGAAAUAUAUGAAAAAUGGAUGUUAGAUGUA